This is a messenger RNA of Saccoglossus kowalevskii, 5011 nucleotides long. RefSeq names its product ankyrin repeat and MYND domain-containing protein 1-like. NCBI's taxonomy places the organism in Eukaryota, Metazoa, Hemichordata, Enteropneusta, Harrimaniidae. Gene Ontology annotation, molecular function: protein binding. The record is from RefSeq and is a predicted model, not a curated record.
UCGCAGAACAACUUAGUUAACGAGAGCACAUACGUCUAGAACGGUGUAUGGAUAUUAUGAAAACAUAGACCAAGCUAGUUACUGGUUUGUUGCUAGAUCGCUAUAGUGUUGUGUGUUAUAUCAUGGAGGUAUGGUACCAUGUUUGUUACGGUUUGUUUGUAUGAUGAAUGGCAGUUUGCAACGCCGCGGCCUAUUUGAUGAUCGAGCAUUUCACUAACGUUGUCAGCGCCAUGGUUCCGUGUUAUUGGAUUUAAUGUGAAACACUCUACUCAAUACUACUGCUAAAGUGAGUCACAAGUGUCAUACAAUCUGCGCUGAGAAAUCGGUACAAAGUACACGAUCAUGCCAAGUAAACUCGAAUACUAUGUUUUUCCUCGUCUGAAAACUGCCAAGCGGGAGGUGGAUGACGGAUUUAAAUCGUACAAAUCGGGAGCUAGUUUUUCUGGACACCUCCAGGAAGGUAUUAUAAAAGCUGGACAUGGCGUGUUUGUUUGGCCCAACGGUGAUAGGUAUAAAGGGGACUUUGUUGAUAAUGUUAGAACCGGAACGGGAGUUCAGGACUGGGCGGAUGGAUCGAAAUAUGAUGGAAAAUUUGAGAGAGAUAUGAGGCAUGGAGACGGUAAGAUGGAAUGGAUUGAUGGAGAGGGAUAUAAUGGUGGCUAUUUCAAAGAUAAGCGUCAUGGUGUUGGAACAUACACAUGGCCGGAUGGCACAACUUAUACUGGUACAUUUUACUGUGACAAAAAAGAAGGUUAUGGAACAUUUACUUUGUCAACAGGUGAAAGAUUUGAGGGGCUGUACAGAAAUGAUGAAAGAGAUGGGCCAGGCAUACAGACCUACCAAGAUGGUAGUCAAGAUGUUGGCUUGUGGCAUCGAGAAAGAUUAGUCAAACUAUGCAGAGCUACUGAGGAUGCAUUUACAAUGAAGGACCACCCUGAGUUUGACUACAACUCAGAGGAACAUAUUAAACAAAUAUAUGUCACACAGGAACUAAAUAAAAAAAAACCGAACUGCAUUGGAGAUGAAUUUGCAAUCAAUGACUUACGUCAGGAAUUAAAGAAGAUAAAUGAAAUGUCAGACUUUACAAGUUUUCAGCCGAGUUCAGGUGAUAGUAUAGACAUGAACACUUUGACUUAUGAUAAACGUGAAUAUGAUCAAGUAUUCUUUAAUGACAAUUGUGAUGACGAAGAAGAAAAUUGUGUUAUUACAGCUCUCAAUAAUACUCCUAGUUUUAUGAAUAUUCAAACACACAUGUACAAACAUAGAAGACGGCAAUCCAGUAUGAGUUUUGAUGUUCAGAAGCUACUUGUCGGUGAUCGUAGUGGUUUUGCUGUGGAGGGCCCAAUUGAGAUAGCUUCAGAGAAGUUUAUUAAAGCAGCAGGAAAGGGAGACUUGAAAACGGUUUAUAAUUUGUUGACUAAUGGUGAUGUGGAUGUGGACGUUGCUGAUCAGUGUGGAAACACUGCUUUAUUGGCAGCUGCUGUCAAUAUGAAUAAUGAUGUCAUCAACUGUUUAUUGGAUCACGGAGCUGACGUUAAUAAGUUGAAUGAUGAAGGCAUCUCUGCACUAGCGGCCUGUCAUGUCUUCUUCUAUCCAAUCAGCUCGUUUCGACAUAAUACAGCGGAAACAUACCUGAAUAAAGUAGCAGAAGAUAAUGAUGUCACCGAAAUGCCAGAAGAUGACAAGGUUGAUGAUGCUCUAAAAGAGAGUGCUAAAAAAAAAGAAGAAAUAAAAAGUGAUGAAAAAGAAAAUGAAUUAGAUUUACAAUCAGUAGUGGUAGAUGAUACAGAAGUUGAAGAUUUUGAAUCCAACAUCAGCUUGAGAAAUCUUGAAAUUGAAGUAACUGAGCAAUUAUUAGAAAGGACUGCUACCGCUCUGAGUACCAAUAAACGUGUUAUAAGUGCAAGAAUGUCCAUAGAUUUAGGACUUGCACGCACAAUGGCUGUCAACAAAGCUGACCAUGUGAAUAUGGAAAGUACCAUACGUUUAUUAUUACGGCGUGGUGCUGACCCAAAUGCAUCAUGUGUGCCGAUGGCCGUGGUAUUCUUUGCAAUAAAAGCCGCAGAUGUAGAAGCAGUUCAGGUUUUACUGGAAAAAGGAGCUGCUACUACAUUUAGAUUGUCAGAAGAAAAAGGUGGAUUGACUCCAUUGAAUAUUGCCUCUGCUAUUCCCGGUGAUGAAGGUGUACAAAUUACUAAGUUAUUAUUGGAAGCAGGGGCUGAUCCAAAUUCAAGGGCACAAGAAGAAGAUAUUCCAGAGGAUGAUGACAUUUCACCAAGCAGUAUGGGUAUGAGAGUAAAGUCUGGAUUAGAUGACAGUGUCAGUCUGUUAAGUAUGGAAUUAGAAGAGCGUGGUGAUAAUAUUGGUGGUCGUACUGCUCUUCAUAUUGCAUGUCAGAGAGAUGACAAUCAUAAGCUUGCCCAACAAGUGGUUAGAUUACUACUAGAACAUGGGGCUAAUCCCAAUGUACUGUGCAAAGGACAGUCUCCAUUGUCUUUGGCUAUUGGAAGUGGAAAUGAUUUGGCAAUAGAUGAAUUGUUAUGUCAUGGAGCCAAUCCUAGUCUACCAUUAGGUCAUGGUGUUGGUAGUGCUUUGUGUGCCUCAUCCAAUACAGCAUUUGAACAUAGAAGAACACCAGAACAAAGAAUAGCACUGAUUGACAAAUUAAUAGAAGCUGGUGCUAAUAUUCUUGCACCAAUUGCAGUGGGAAGUAAACGAUCACUGGGUACUGCGGUAGAUUAUGCUUAUUGGAUGUUUAACCAGGAUCGUCGUAUAGCUCACAUGCCAUACCAUGCCUUAACGCACUCUGAACGUGAUACAUAUAAUGCAAGAAGAAAACUACUUGCUCAUAUGGGAGAUUUACUGAGAGAAGCGGCUGUAAACAGAGAACAGAGGAGGCUAGAACAAGAGGAAUACGAUGGUAGAAGAAGUACCAGCCCAAGUCCAAAUUUUGUCUAUACUGGAGCUGGAGCUAAAGUACCAGAGAGUGUGAUGAAACCCAAAUCAAGGAAGAGUAGAAGAUUAACUAGUGGUGAGGAUGGUAGAAGAUUAACUAGUGGUGAGGACGGCAAGCAGGUGGUAUUUCACAGCAUAGCUAAAGACAGUCAUGGACAAGAAUAUCCACUACUUGACAGAAAUGAUGAUAUCUAUGUCAGGAAACCAUUGUUCAAAUACUGUUAUGAAUGUGGUCGUUCCAUUGGUGUAAGGCUGUCUGCUUGUACAAGGUGUAAGGAAGUGUAUUAUUGCAGCAAAGCUUGUAAGUUGAAAGCAUGGAAUGCUAGACAUAAAGAAGAAUGUGUUAGAAUUGGUGGUCGAAGUCGAAGUCCCAGUCCAUCUGGUAAAAGUAGAGGAGCGCCUGGACGUAUAGAUAGUCCUACACCAACCACAAACGCCAGUACACAAUCUAAAGUAACAGUUGAUUCCCUAAUGGGUAAUGCUACAGUUUACAGUCUUGGAAGCAAAGCAAAGAAAGGUGUCAACAAAGGAAACGUAGGAGGGAAGCAGGGUGGAAAGGGGUCUGGUGGUCAAUAUAGGGGUGGAAAGGGGCCUGGUGGUCAAUAUAUGGGUGGAAAGGGGCCUGGUGGUCAAUAUAUGGGAUCAAAAUUGGGAGGAAAGGGCCCUGGUGGUCAAUAUAUUGGGACAAGAAAUAAAGGUGGGGAUAAAAAUGUUAAUAAAGGAAUGGAAGAUAACUUGAGUGGUUAUGAUGGUCCUGAAAAUUAUAGUUUCAAUUAAUCUGUGGUCUCAUUUUGACAAUCCACGCAAUCUUUUGCAUAUUUUAUGUAGAAAUGAACAUUCUUUAUUUUUUAAAUUGCAUUCAUAUGUUUUUUGUAUAGUGAAAAAUAUAGUACACUUUUGGAGUGUUUUCAAGUUAAAGGAAGGAAUGUAGAGUGAAUCAAUUACAUUACAUAUAUAGUAUAUAAAAUAAUUAAAUGACUUGUAUUUGAAUAGUGUGAUCAAUUCCGCAAUAUCUAUUUCAGGACUAUAAAUAAUGUACAAUGUAGAUAACUAUAGUAAUACAGGAUAUUUUAGUGAUAUUGGAUCUGUUUUUAUGUAAGUGGUUUUCAAAGAUUACUUGUAUUAUACUAGAACCAUUGUGGUGUAAGAUAGCAAUCAUUGGCAAUAAUAAUACAAUUAUCAUUUCAAUAUAGUGAUUAUACAUAAAUCUGUGUAUUGACAGAAGGCACAUCUCCAUAUUUACUGAAACUGACAUGGCACUUGAUGGAAUAGUUUUUUAAGCAAUAUUGUAGUCAUUAAAAUUCAUUGUGUUUAAUCUGCAACUUUGAUGCAAUAAGUAUUUAGUGAAUACUGACAUUAACCAGAUGGAAUAAAAUAAACUACAAAAACUUCACAGAUGUUUAAAUCAAAAUAAUAUAAUUUCAAGAUAUCCAUGCUACUAUCAACUCAGCAUGCAACAGUUAUUACUUCUCAGAAUAUAGUUUUUUUUUAAAUACUUUUGUGCCAGGCCACAAUUUGCAUGUACUAUUUGCUUGUGCCAGUGUUGACAUAUACAGUUACCAGAGUUAUUUUAUUCCUGAAGUUAUAUUCCUCAUUUCUAUUAUGUACAGUCUUGCAAGAUCCAUCCAUACACUGUACUUUACAGACACACCUUAGACUGGUCCAGUCGUGGCAAUUUUAUUGUUUUAUAAUCUAAUUCCUUUAGAAUGAGUUUGUAGAAUCUUCUGCGUUGACAUGAAAUUACCACGACUGUUCUGUCCUGCCACGCCCUCUAUAGUUUUUGUGGUGAUAAAUAUGCUAAUGAGUAGCAUGACUUGUAAGCUGUCAACCAACAAGAAAGGUUUGGUUUGAUCUGUUCUGAGGAACUACAUGUAUAGGACACACGUGGCCUGACACAUUUUGUGCAAGUGCAUGCCUACUUUCCUCUUUUCCAGGUUCCAUAACGUCACUGCAUAUCAUGAAUAAUUAAUAGCAAUGAAUAAGCUGCAGAAUCAACCAGUUUCAGUAAUUUUGCGUCGGACCAUGAUUUAAGAAAAACAAAUCAGUCUAGUCUAGC